Molecule: messenger RNA, 1068 nt
Organism: Fusarium redolens
Lineage: Eukaryota; Fungi; Ascomycota; Sordariomycetes; Hypocreales; Nectriaceae
Exons: 5
Coding region: 1-1068 (355 amino acids)
Source: RefSeq, a predicted model, not a curated record
AUGCCACAAAGAGCAGCAUUGAGUCCUUCGUUGAAUGGGAGACGAAGCAACAAACUUUUACAAGAAUACAACAUUGAUGGCAGAACAAAGAGAUCAAAGUUUCAGUCUUCAAGCGGUGUGCAUCAAGUAGCACCACAAGACAAAGAGAUCCAUAUGCGGGUAUCACCUGAGGUCAAGGGGCACGGGAUAAAAGAGCCGCAAUUGAUUCGACGGACCGGGAUAAUUCUAACUCAACAACAUCAGGAGAGCGUGGCCUCAGCAGAUGGACAGGAAAAACUCCAAGGGCUGGGGGAUUUCGUGUUUCUUCGUGAUAUGAAAUGGCGGAGGUUUAGAUCCAUGAUGCUUAGAGGGUCUCGUGUACUUUUAGCUUACGGCAGGGCUUCCGGAAAACAAGCAUUGAACCAGGCCGGGCUGAUGCGCAAGAGACCUGAGCGGUCGGUGAUGGAAACAUCAAGUGAAGCUUUGUUGCACUGCAGUGGAGUGUGUGUGCACAGUUCGAAUGCAACGACUUGUUGUGGCUGCUGUGCUCAGAUCUUGACUCUCAAGUUAUCGCUUUCGGAAGCCGCUGGAGAAAUUGAACUAGAGCACGCUACGGUAUCGUAUUAUCUCACAGCAGAGAAGGGGGCGCCUUUGAGGCUCUGGCUUGGCGAGGGUGUGACGCCUGUGACAUACGGACCUGGCGAUGGAGGGUUACAGCGUAACAAUCAGAAUCGCUGUUGUCUUUUGAGAAAAGAUAAGAGACAAAGUCAUGAGAAUUCUUUAUUCUUGGACUGGUCGCCACAAUGGCCACGAGUUUACGGGCCUUUUAGUGAGGACCUUGGUUACACCUCUUUUGAAGUUUUGUGCAUGUCUAGUUCAAGUUUCGGUUCAGAUGGAGUUGAAAUAGUCGGUGAGGACGGAACUGCAGGAACGUCAAUCCCUAGCAGCGGGUCGAUGUCCAUUUUGAUUGUUUCCAGGUUUCUUGGGAUGGGUGUUUCUCACCGGGGCUCUGCGGCUUCGGGGCCCGGGCGGGAACACCAGCAGAGCCCCCCGGGCGGACGCGGACGGCGGGUGGCGAGCUUGUAUUAG